AUGGAUGAAGAUGUGCAGGAGCUUAGGGAGCUUGUAGCCCAAUUGAGGGCCGAUAACGAAAGACUUAGACAAGAACAGGCCCCUGUUACCCCAGGUCCCAAGGGGGAGGCACGGGAUGAGAUUCGGUACCGUUCUGAUGCAGAACGUGGAGAUCCAGACAAGAUAAUUCAGGUUUUGAGAGAGUUGUAUGGGUGCUCUUUGUCUUAUGUAGCUCUGCAGCAGGCCUUUUUCUCUAGGGGGCAGCAGGAGGGGGAGACCCUAUUGGAAUUCUCCCUCGCCCUGAUGGGCCUCCUAGAGAAAGUGAAGCAGCAGGCGCCCCAUGCCAUACCAAAUGCAGAAGUUUUGUUACGUGAUCAGUUUGUCGAGCAUGUUCUUGAUAUUAGUCUUCGUCGCGAGCUUAAACAGUUAGUCCGUCGUCAGCCUACUUCUACACUUUUGGAGGUUCGCAGUGAGGCCAUUCGGUGGGAACGGGAGGGAAUGCCCGGGGGUGCAAGGGGGCGUAGUCAAUCUGUUCCAUUGGCUUAUGGGAUUCAAUAUGCCGUGCAGAGUGAGUCACGGGUAGGUGUGGCCAGCUCUCCUUCCAAAUCUGAGUUAGCUGAAUUGAGGGAGAUGUUAAAGCUACAGCAGGAGCAGCUACAUCAGCUUACCCAAGGUUUUGCUCGUUUACAAGCCCCUCAUUCACGUAGUCGAUCCCCACGUUAUGGCCCUGCAGCCUCGUCCUACACAGCCGUCGGAAAACUAGCCCCCACCGAGCUGCAGAGCCACAGCUCGGUUGGGGAGCCUUUCGGCUCAGAUAUCGUACGCAGCCCUAGUUCAGUAUCUCGUUUAGUGUCAGCUUGUCCUCAUCUUAAUGUUCUGAUUGGGGGGGUCAAAGUGCCCUGCUUGAUAGACACUGGGUCUAUGGUGUCUACCAUUACUGAGAGCUGGUUCCUUGAACAUUUUGAAUCAUGGGGGCAGGAGCGACUUAAGUCUUGUCAGUGGUUGCGAUUAACUGCUGCUAAUGGUCUCGCGAUUCCCUAUAUUGGUUACAUGGAACUCGAUGUGGAGCUCUGUGGCAAAUUGGUGUCAAAUUGCGGGGUGCUUGUUGUCCGGGAUGUUCCUGAUAGGGCGGCUGUACAUGCCCCUGGUGUUUUAGGGAUGAAUGUCCUUAGUCGUUGCUACCAGGAACUUACCGGGCAGCAUGGGGCGGCUCUUUUUGAUUCACCUGCUGUGUUGCAGGCGCCUAGUUUUGUUAUACAGGCAUUACAGCAUUGUCGUCAAGUUAACACCCAGUCCUCUGUUGAUCGCGUGGGUCAGGUGCGGGUGCGGGGGCGUGGGGUUUGUCGGGUUGCUGGUGGAACAAUGAAGCUCGUAGCAGCCACUUGUUCAGAAAGCUACUCUGGUGGUACAUUAUUGUUUGAACCCCCUGAAUCAGGCUUACCUGCAGGCUUAUUGGCUUCCCCUGCACUCGUUCAAGUGACCCGGGGCACUGUGUAUAUACCAGUGGUGAAUGUAGGUACUACUGAUGUUGUACUGUAUCCUAAGGCAUCAUUAGGCACCCUAAAUAGUGUGUUUAUCAUCAGCUUGCCAGAAGGUAUUUCUGAAGGGAGAUCAAUGACAGCUACUGUUAGUUCACAGGCUUCUUCGACAGGUUCUACAGUGCAGGAGCAGAUUAGUGCUAUCGAUCUGUCCGUUCUGUCGGGGGAAGAUCAAUCUCGGGUUCGGGCCCUGCUUCAGACGUACCAGUUUGUGUUUGCAGCUCAUGAUGCAGAUUUGGGGUGUACUACUCUCCUGUCACAUGAUAUUCCCCUCCUAGAUAAUGCCCCUGUCCGACAACGUUAUCGGCGGAUACCUCCUUCAGAGUAUGAGGUGGUAAAGGCGCAUAUUAAUCAACUGCUGGAGGCACAAGUAAUCAGGGAGAGUUGCAGUCCUUAUGCCUCUCCCAUUGUUUUGGUUAAGAAGAAAGAUGGUAGUCUACGAAUGUGUGUAGACUAUCGUCAAUUGAAUUCUAAAACUAGAAAGGACGCUUUCCCUUUGCCUCGCAUCGAUGAGUCAUUGGAUGCCUUGGCAGGGGCCCGCUGGUUCUCCACUAUGGAUUUGGCCAGUGGGUACAAUCAGGUCCCUGUCACAGAGGUUGACCGGCCCAAGACUGCUUUUUGUACCCCUUUUGGCUUAUUCGAGUGGAAUCGAAUGCCGUUUGGACUUUGUAACGCUCCUAGUACCUUUCAGCGGUUGAUGGAGAGGUUGUUUGGUGACCAACAAUGUCAGUCUUUACUCCUGUAUUUAGAUGACAUUGUGGUGUUUUCUUCCUCAGUGGACCAACAUUUGGAGCGGUUGGAAAUGGUCUUGAGCCGGCUAGGUAAUCAGGGCCUUAAGGCGAAGUUAGGAAAGUGUGCAUUCUUUCAACCUGAGGUAAAAUAUUUGGGACAUGUGGUGUCAUCUCAUGGGGUUGCAACAGACCCAAGUAAGAUUGAGGUAGUGGCGCAGUGGCGGACCCCAACUAGUGUUUCAGAGGUGCGGUCUUUUCUUGGCUUUGCCAGUUACUACCGCCGGUUUGUAGAGGGGUUUGCUAAGAUGGCAGCCCCUCUGCAUAAGCUGGUGGUUGAGUUGGCAGGUAAUAGAUCUAGGAAACGAGGGGAGCAGUGUUUUGUUAGUGCCUGGACUGAAUCUUGCCAGCGUAGUUUUGAGGCAUUAAAAGGUAAAUUGACCACUGCCCCUGUUCUUGCCUAUGCCGAUUUUUCCCUGCCUUUUGUUUUGGAGGUGGACGCCAGCUAUAGUGGGUUAGGGGCAGUUCUUUCCCAAGAACAAGGAGGUAAGGUGCGGCCUAUCGCCUAUGCUAGCCGCAGUCUUAGGCCCACUGAGCGCAAUAUGUCUAACUAUAGCUCGAUGAAAUUAGAGUUCUUGGCGCUCAAGUGGGCCAUGACUGAGAAAUUUCGGGAGUAUUCGCUGGGACAUAAAUGCGUGGUCUUUACCGACAACAACCCUCUUAGCCACUUGAAGACAGCAAAACUUGGGGCAACCGAGCAGCGCUGGGCAGCGCAACUUGCUGCUUUUGAUUUUGAGGUGAAAUAUCGCUCAGGCAGAAGUAACAAAAAUGCAGAUGCCCUGUCGAGGCAGCACCCAACGGACCAUAGUGUGGUGGAAAGUUUACUUCCAGGUACUGAAAUUCCCCUCUCUGUUAAGCAAACUGGGGGUGUCGAGUCCAUCUUUCAAGCGACGCAAGCAGUGGUUACUGUUUUGCCGAGUCACUCUGCAGUGGACUUGGGUACACUGCAAACAGCAGACCCAGUUAUUGAGGAGGUUUGGUCAUGUUGGAAGAAAAAGUCAUACCCUGGAGUGGAGAAACGUAGACGGUUGUCUAAGGCCAGUUUAAUCUUGCUCCGCCAGUGGGAUCGCUUGGUAGAGAGGGAUGGGUUGCUCUACCGCCGUGUGUUCCGCCCUGAUGGGGGGGAGGAGGUCCUCCAGUUGGUUUUGCCUGCUGUUUUAAAAUCUGAGGUUCUGACACAGCUUCAUCAGGAGCAUGGGCAUCAGGGUAUUGAGCGCACCACGGAGCUGGUACGCCAGCGAUGUUACUGGCCAGGUAUGUCCAAUGAGAUAAUGCAGUGGUGCCAGGAGUGCGAAAGGUGUCAGUCCGCUAAAACCGUACAGCCCAGGGCACGGAGUUUUAUGGGCCAUUUAAUGGCCUCAAGGCCAAAUGAAAUACUGGCAAUUGAUUUUACUGUGCUUGAGCCUUCUCGUGCAGGGUUAGAAAAUAUCCUGGUCAUGACCGAUGUUUUUACCAAAUAUACUCUGGCUAUUCCUACUCAGGACCAACGGGCUGAGACAGUGGCCCAGGUGCUUGUUGUGGAGUGGUUUUAUAAGUUUGGGGUCCCUGGUCGGAUUCAUUCCGAUCAGGGUCGCAAUUUUGAGUCCUCCCUUAUUCGGCAGCUCUGUAACCUGUACAAGGUUGAAAAGUCUCGCACUACUCCGUAUCAUCCCGCCGGCAAUGGCCAGUGUGAGCGUUUUAAUAGAACUCUGCAUAACCUCCUCCGCACUUUGCCUGUGACUAGGAAAAGGGACUGGGUGUCCUGCCUCCCUCAGGUGCUCUUCUUUUAUAACACCACUCCACAUCAAGCGACUGGGGAGUCUCCACAUUUUUUAAUGUUUGGACAAGAACCACGGCUCCCAGUCGACUUUCUGUUGGGUAGAGUACAGGAGCCUGUGUUGGGUUAUACCCAUGAGUGGGUUCUGGAACAUCAAAGGAGGCUCCAUGUCGCGUUUGAGGGUGCACGUGAGAGGUUGAAGACUGUUGCAGAACGACGCAAGUUCCAUCAUGAUCAGCACAUUCGGUCUACACCACUGACGGAGGGGCAGUUGGUUUACCUUCGGGAGCUGGGCACGAGGGGUCGCCAUAAGAUCCAGGAUCUGUGGAGCCCCGUGGUGUACCAAGUGCUGAAGGCUCCUAAAGAGGGUGGUGCUGUUUAUACGAUUGCUCCAGUUGAUGAACUGAGUAAAGUAAAGCAUGUACAUCGCUCCCUGUUAAAAACCAGGAUCCGUAGGGAUGCUCCAGUCCAUGCUCCCCCCGAUGACCUCCCGCCUGAAGAAGUGUUGCCCUUGGACGAGGAUGAGACAGCUGACGGGGAGGUGUGGGUGGUAGUGCCCGAAACCCUCCAAGUUCCGCCUAGAUCUGUUCCCAGAGAUUUAGUCCCUGUUUUGCCGGUCUCUCAGGUUGCAUGCAUACCUUCCAGCACAGGGUCUAGGGCCUCAGAAGCCCCGAGUCAGUCAUGUUCAGUAGGGACCAGACUUCCAUCUGGGUCAGUGUCCCCGACUCGGUCCGAUGGUAAUGGGACAGCACUGCGAAGGACCAGGAGAGCUACAGCGGGCCAGCACUCCAAUGUUCAUCAUCUCCCACGAGCAGCAGGGGAAUAUGUGGUUUAUCGCCGGGACGACGAUACAAAGUAG
This is a messenger RNA of Tachysurus vachellii, 4920 nucleotides long. Its product is annotated as retrovirus-related Pol polyprotein from transposon 412. NCBI's taxonomy places the organism in Eukaryota, Metazoa, Chordata, Actinopteri, Siluriformes, Bagridae. The coding region runs from base 1 to 4920 and encodes 1639 amino acids. Gene Ontology annotation, biological process: DNA integration. The record is from RefSeq and is a predicted model, not a curated record. The transcript has 4 exons. Gene Ontology annotation, molecular function: nucleic acid binding.